Messenger RNA from Setaria italica (foxtail millet), 2763 nucleotides. Its product is annotated as pentatricopeptide repeat-containing protein At2g36240. The record is from RefSeq and is a predicted model, not a curated record. NCBI's taxonomy places the organism in Eukaryota, Viridiplantae, Streptophyta, Magnoliopsida, Poales, Poaceae. Bases 666 to 2129 code for a protein of 487 amino acids. The transcript has 3 exons. Gene Ontology annotation, molecular function: protein binding.
UCAGCCUCUCGCGCCGCCACGAGCUGGAGGGUCUCGUCCAGCAGCUCCACGUUGUCCUCCCGCGCGGCCGCGACGAACUGCGACGAGGUGGAUGUAGAAGCUCCCGCGCCAGCUUUGUAUACGCAAAGUGUAGAUGUUUGCUCCUCCAAUUCCUCCUCAUCUCUCUCUGCUCUUCCGCUAAAAUCCACCCACCGAUCUAAUCUCCGGCCGUGGACUGAAUCCAUUCCAAUUGGGCAGCGAUUAAGCUCCACCACACCUCCCAAUCCAUCCCUUGGGUGGCUGGGUCGGAGUCGGCGCGAGUGCUGCGAUUCAAUGAGGCGAGCACGAGCCGGGAUUGGGGCAGCAGAUCAAGCGGUCGCGAUGACGCCGCAUCCGACAGAACCGGAGGCAGGAACACGAGCAAACACGAGAAAGAAGAUAAAGAGAGAAGCAUGGAGUUGGCGCAGUGGGGGACACCGGACUCCGGAGUGCUCAGCAGCAUGUGGGGAAGAAGAGGAGGAGCAGACUAGCUCCAGCCUUUCUAGGAGCCAUUGGAUCGGACAUAGACGCUGGAUAUGGAGGGGAAAGGCACGCCGUGACUUUACAGAGGAAAGUCACUGAAUCUCGCUCCCUUCUUCUUCACCUAUGGUCGUGACGGCUGACCUUUUUCCCUUUCGGUUCCGGCGAUGGCUGCCUCCCGCCGCCUCGCGCGGAAGCUGCCCUCGCUGAUCUCCAGGCAUCAGCGCCUCAUCUCCCCGGAGAUCGAAGCAGCGGAACUCACUGAAUCCCCCACCAUCUCGGCAUCCAUUCCGCUCGACCCCUCCCUGCCCGUCCUCCCGCUCGCCGUCUCCCACCUUUCGCCGCCGAGCCCGCUCCCGGCGCUCCCCUCCGCGCACGCCUCCUCCCCGGCCUCGCUCCUCCGUCUCCUCCGCCGAGCGCGCCACCACCCGCAACUCGCGGCGCUCGACCUCCACAUCCUCCUGGCCGCCGCGGACGCGUCGCCCGCAUUCCGCCCCGACCACGGCUUGACAUCGCUCCUCGCCGCCCGCCUCGCGGCCUCGCGCCGCCUACCCUCGCUCCGGCGCCUCCUCGAUCUCGUUCUCGCCCGCCCCUGCCCCUGCGCCGACGACUCCAUCUUCGCAUGCCCCGAGCUCCUCCCCACCUUCCGCAAGGCCAUCGUCGCCUUCGCCGCCUCCGGUGACAUCCCCGCCGCGUCCGAAGCCCUCGCAUCCCUCCGCCGCGCCGCUGACUCCCCACUCCCCGCCGAGUUCUACAAUAUCAUCCUCCACGCCCUCUCCCGCCUCCGCCGCCACGUCGAUGUGAUCCGCUUCUACGGCGAGAUGACCUCCGUCUACCGCGUCGCCCCGGAUGCCUACACGUUCAAUAUACUCAUCAACAGCUCCUGCCGCGCGGAAGGCGUCAACACCGCCAUGCGGUGGUUUGGCGAGAUGCAGCGGCGGAGCUGUGCACCGACUGGCGUUAGUUUCAACACACUUAUGCGCGGGUUCAUCAGAGAAGGCAGGUACAAGGAAGGAAUCAAGGUCGCACGUGAGAUGCUUGAGCUUGGGGUCGGGCUGUCGGUUGUGUCCAUGGAGAUUUUGAUCAGCGGCUUGUGCCGUGGUGGUGAGGCACUAAAGGCGGCUGAGGUGUUUGUUGAGUUUUGGGGGGAUGGAGUGGUGCCAGAAAGGUUUGAUUGCUUUGAACUAGUUGAGGCUCUGUGCCGUGUGGGGAAGAUAGAUAAAGCAGUGGAAGUGGUGGACAUGGUAUUGGAGAGGAAUAUGAAAUGCUGUCUCAGCGUGCCUGCUGGUGUUACGGUUUUGGAGUGCCUGAUGAAGGCGGGGAAGCUGGAUAAGGUUUGCCAGUUGAUGUGGAGAAUGAUUGAUCAGGGGAUUGUUCCAGAUACAAUUACUUGUAACUGCGUCUUUGAGGCGCUUUGUGAAGCUGGGAGGGCAGCUGAUGCAAACCAGCUUAGAGUGCUCGCUAAGGAGCAGGGUUUUGUGGCUGAUGGUGAAACCUAUCGUAUGCUGGUGCAGGGAUUUGGAAGGCAGGGGAGAAGAAAGGAAGGGGAAGCUGUGUUGGAUGAAAUGCUUGAUUCAGGAUUUGUACCAAAUAUUGCCUCUUACAAUAGGCUUCUUGAUGGCUUACUUUAGGGAAGAUCUUUGCGGAUACAAGAGAAUUUCUCAGGGGUUGUGAAAGCACCAGACUGAAAGUAUGUCUCUGGCUGAGAGCCUGAGACUAGGUGGAGAUGCUUGAUGGGCCAGUGGUGCGCAUAACUGCAAGGAUACAGAAUGGGAAGUUUGAUAUGAGAUUUGAAUUUUGAAGGCCCCCUUGUUCGGACACCAGGCCCAUCUAUUUGAUUUGGGGUAGCAUUUUUCUGACAUCUUGCCAAAACAAUUGUUGAUAAGGUGUCGACAGAAGUACGCCUGAGGACCCCGGAGCCCUGGCACCGUGCGCGGCCGACCUGCCGGAGACCAGCGGUUGCUGGCGGCCGCGAGACCAGCGGUUGCUUGGGCCCUGCCGUAGAGGGUGUUACGACUUACGACAUGGUUGGCAACCUGGCAUGGAGUAGGGCGGUCGGUGGUCAAAGCUCAAGAGUGCAAGGUUGCACUGGACCUUGUGCAUGUCUGGAGUUACAAGGGAGGUAUAUCUCCGUUUGGCAAACCGAGAAGCAAUGGGGGAGCAUCUCUCUCUGGUGCGUUUCACUUCACAAAGCAUCUUCUCUGCAUUGUAGGCAUGGACAAAUUCAAACUGACAAUAUACGAUCAGUGUGGAUUCACUUGUUUA